Messenger RNA from Lampris incognitus (smalleye Pacific opah), 2059 nucleotides. It is a transcript of the gene yrk, whose product is annotated as Yes-related kinase. Lineage: Eukaryota; Metazoa; Chordata; Actinopteri; Lampriformes; Lampridae. The record is from RefSeq and is a predicted model, not a curated record. Gene Ontology annotation, biological process: integrin-mediated signaling pathway; cell differentiation; protein phosphorylation. The transcript is spliced from 14 exons. Gene Ontology annotation, cellular component: extrinsic component of cytoplasmic side of plasma membrane. The coding region runs from base 176 to 1927 and encodes 583 amino acids. Gene Ontology annotation, molecular function: signaling receptor binding; non-membrane spanning protein tyrosine kinase activity; ATP binding.
CCCCCCUCCCUCUGCUGUCCAGUAGUCGGACGCACCGAGCCGCUCCGCUCCGUCCGCCUCGUCCCUCCGCGCCCCGCCGGACAACCUCACCGCUGCUCCUCCAAGUGGCGAUGGUGAUUGACAGAUGAUCUGACACAGGAAGCUAUCAGAGACCAUCUCCGCGCUGGUUACUAUUAUGGGGUGUGCCUGUUGCAAGCAGAGGAAGGCCAGCAAAGCAGCAGCAGCAGAGGUGGUUACGGAUCUGUUCCCUGGCAACGCCGAUGGGGAUUUGUCUACAUCGUUGACUCCGUCCCGUUACUGUCCCGACCCCACCCAGACUAUUCCCGACUUCAACAAGGCCUUCGCUCCCACCCUCUUCCCCAGCGCCACCAUACAGCCACGGCCCGGAGGCAUCACAAGCAGCGGAGUUACUCUCUUCAUAGCUCUGUAUGACUAUGACGCUCGUACUGAAGAUGACCUCAGCUUCCAGAAAGGAGAGAAAUUCCACAUCAUCAACAACACAGAGGGCGACUGGUGGGAAGCUCGAUCGCUGGAUACAGGCAACUCAGGCUACAUUCCCUCCAACUACGUAGCGCCUGUGGACUCCAUACAGGCCGAGGAGUGGUAUUUUGGGAAGAUGGGGAGGAAAGAUGCAGAGAGACAGCUACUGGGCCAAGGCAACCAACGAGGAACCUUCCUCAUCCGAGAGAGCGAGACCACCAAGGGUGCUUACUCUCUGUCUAUCCGUGACUGGGAUGACACCAAGGGAGACCACGUCAAGCACUAUAAGAUUCGCAAGCUAGAUAAUGGCGGUUAUUAUAUCACCACGCGAUCACAGUUUGACACUGUGCAGCAGCUGGUGGAGCACUACACAGAGAGAGCAGCAGGGUUGUGUUGCCGUUUGAUUGGCAGCUGUAGGCGAGGCAUGCCUAAACUAGCCGACCUAUCGGUGAAGACCAAGGACGUGUGGGAGAUUCCUCGGGAAUCCCUCCAGCUGAUUAAGAAACUGGGCAAUGGGCAGUUUGGAGAAGUUUGGAUGGGCAACCAUGACGGGCUGUGUUACUACCUGACAACACCCUGUCGCAACUCCAUCCCCCUCACCUUGGGCCUUGGGCGGGACGCCUGGGAGGUGUCCAGGGAAGAGCUGUCCCUCACGAAGAAGCUCGGGCAGGGCUGCUUCGGGGACGUGUGUCUUGGCAUGUGGAACGGCACCACCAAGGUAGCGGUGAAGACUCUGAAGCCGGGCACCAUGUCCCCCGAGGCCUUCCUGGAGGAGGCUCAGAUCAUGAAGAGACUCCGCCAUGACAAGCUGGUGCAGCUGUAUGCCGUGGUGUCUGAGGAGCCCAUCUACAUCAUCACAGAGUUCAUGAGCCAAGGGAGCUUGCUGGACUUCUUGAAAGACGGGGAGGGACAGAGUCUGAAGUUGCCUCAGUUGGUGGAUAUGGCCGCACAGAUUGCAGCAGGAAUGGCUUACAUCGAGAGGAUGAACUACAUCCAUCGUGACCUGCGAGCGGCUAACAUUCUCGUUGGAGACAAUCUGGUGUGUAAGAUUGCUGACUUCGGCCUGGCAAGGCUCAUAGAAGACAAUGAAUACACUGCCAGACAAGGGGCAAAGUUCCCCAUCAAGUGGACCGCUCCAGAGGCCGCACUGUACGGACGCUUCACCAUCAAGUCAGACGUUUGGAGCUUUGGCAUCCUACUCACCGAACUCAUCACCAAGGGACGCGUGCCGUACCCAGGCAUGAACAACCGUGAGGUGCUGGAGCAGGUGGAGCGGGGUUACAGGAUGCCCUGCGCUCAGGGCUGUCCCGCCUCACUCCAUGAGCUCAUGCUGCAGUGCUGGCGGCGUGAGGCCGACGAGCGGCACACCUUUGAGUACCUGCAGUCCUUCCUGGAAGACUACUUCACCGCCACAGAGCCUCAGUACCAGCCAGGAGACAACCUGUGACCGCAGUCUCACACACACACACACACCACACACACAUACACACACACACACACACACACACACACACACACACACACACACACACACACACACACACACACACACACACACACACACACACACACACACACA